AUGACAUUUACAGAUGACGAAUUAAUGACAUUCCCAAUACAUCUUGUUUUCAAACGUGGGCAAAAAGCAAAGCUCUCGAUGGAAAUUAUUCCUGAUGACAGACGUUCCGAGGCCGACAAGCUCACAAUAAAGCUCAAACAAUAUUUAGAUCCUGAGAGCUUCAAAGGCUACCUUGGGGGAAUGAUCGAGACGGCGUAUGAACAAAUAGGUGCAACUUCUGCAGACCUUGACGGUGAUGUCCUUCGGAUUGUUCUCACUGAUCCUAAUGGACCUGAACUCUCAAUAAUCAGCCUCCCUUGGUCGGAAACGGCAUACAAGGAAAACGAAUACAUACAUGGAAUCACGUCUGAUCCAGGAACUACUAUCCUCGCCGUAGUCGCUGCCAAGCACGAUCAUACAACACCAAAGUCUAUUGUCAGCUUUGCAAGAAAGAUGAACCCGGACGGUACACGCAUUCUAGGGAUCAUCACAAAGCCGGACACGCUCCAAUAUGGUGAAGAGCGGAGUGUUAUCAGAUUGGCAAAAAAUGAGGAUGGCUACCUCGGACUAGGUUGGCAUGUCCUUAUGAACGGAAAGGAACGAACCUUGGAUUUCGAGGAUCAAUGCCUUCAGGAAAACUCGUUCUUCGAAACGCAUGCCUGGGAAGAAGUCCCACGGAGCAUAUUGGGUAUCUCAAGUCUGCGUUCAAAACUAAGCUCACUGAUGUUUGGCCACAUCAAAACCACCGCGUCUGAUAUUUACGAGAAAGGAGUUGAUGCACUUGAGGAUUGUGAAACUCAGCUCCGAAAUAUGGGAAAGCAGCGAUCGACUAUAACUGAGCAAAGGGAAUUCUUGUCUACGGUUAGCGAGGAUUUUGGACACUUAUGUAAGGCCGCCUUCUGCGGAGUAUAUAGUGACGAUUUUUUCAGGGAUGGAGUAAGCAUCGAAGGAAAGCUCAAACGACUACGCACGGUUAUUCAAGAUUUGAACACCUCAUUUGCUAAGGAUAUGAAGGCACGAGGACACCUAAAGCAGAUAUCAGAUCAUCGAAUGGAGCAUGGAUCCGGAUUGCAGCAUGAAGGACAAAAGGAGCCGGGAUUCCCAGAAAUUAUUACUCGGAAAGAAGCUGCCUCAUGGGUAAAGACCUUUUUGUUUAAUAGCCGUGGUUGCGAACUUCCAGGAAUUUACAACCCCCUCAUCAUAGGCGACCUUUUCAAAGAGCAAUCCAAACCGUGGGAGGCUUUAGCUCAAAGUCACCUCGAUAAAACGUGGAAAAUUUGCCGCAAGUUCCUGCAAGUCUUAUUCCAACACAUCAUACCAAAAACCGAAAUUGUUAAUUCAAUAUUCUCACACCUAAUUGACGAACAAAUGCGUGUAAGGUUUCUUCACGCUAGUGAUGAACUAAAGAGAUUGCUCGCCGAGAGAUCAUUACACACGAUUACCUUGAAUGAUGAAUUUUUAGAAAGGAAGAAUGCUAUUCGAAGGAAAAUAAUAGAGAAACGUUGCAAUCUCGCCAUUCAAUCUAGCGCAUCUUUUGGUUGGCCCAGUGGACCUGUUACCUUGAAGCCAGACAUGUUUUGUGCUACACUUACUUCAUCACUCUCGGAGGACUUGGAUGAUAAUUCUUGUAGCGAGAUUUUGGAUGGGAUGGGUGCUUUUUACCAGGCUUCCUUGGAUGUAUUCAUACAUAAUGUAGCCGCCCAAGUGAUCGAGCGUCAUUUACUCGACAAGCUCUGGGAAAUUCUCUCGCCAUCCACUGUAGCACGCAUGCCAGAAAGCCUAGUUUCCGAUAUUGCAGCGGAGUCGAUAGACGACCAGUACCAGAGGAAUCGGUUAGAAAUAAGAAAGAAAAGCCUUCAGACAUCCCUUGAAGCCUGUAGGGAUGCAUUGUGGGGUAACAGUAUAGGAAACACAUACACUACCGGCGGUAAACCUCAGAGCUAUUUUACAUCGUUUAUCGAUCCUAUGGAUCUUAAGCUUAUCUUCAAAAACUUAUCUACUCAAGACAUGACUAUGCUUGAGAAUCCCUCGGGGACAGAACCUGUUGGGACUAGUAGUGCGGUUCUCGCUGCGCAAAAAAAUAUAUUUACGUGGGUGAAUCCUGGUAGAGCAACGCCCCAAAGCCCAAUUGUGCUAGUAGGAGGAGCAAACGUUGCAGUAGCUGGUACCAAACCAGCCACCAAUCCUAAUGAAGCUCUAUCCACCAAUAUUUUUUCCCCCAAACCUAUCGCCAAUCCUAACGGAGCCACAUCGACUAGGAGUAGUGCUUUUGAUACAAAAUCUACUACAAGUGCUCGUGGACUAUUUGGUAUAAAAGCUGAUGCGUCUCUCAAAACGUCUGCCGUACCUAUCGCACCCACCGUCGAUCCUGCACUGGCUGAAUCAAGCAAAUUAAGUAAAUCAACUACCUCGCUGUCCUCGUUGGUUUUCGCCCGGACGGGAUUUGAAGUACUCGAGGGGGAGUUUUUUAUAUCUCUACAGAGUAUUUCAGCUGGACUGCCCCUUUCCCAUGAGGAGAUAAGACUGCGGGACUAUCAGGCUGGGUAUAGGUUCCCGUAG
Molecule: messenger RNA, 2538 nt
Organism: Morchella sextelata
Lineage: Eukaryota; Fungi; Ascomycota; Pezizomycetes; Pezizales; Morchellaceae
Exons: 4
Coding region: 1-2538 (845 amino acids)
Cellular component (GO): microtubule; cytoplasm; membrane
Molecular function (GO): GTPase activity; microtubule binding
Source: RefSeq, a predicted model, not a curated record